AUGGCCUUACUGCGUGUUGCAAGCAAGCCAAACAGUGGAGUAAACGCCAAAACCCAGCUUGCUCACGAUUCGGUACUUGAUAUCGCUGAACAAAUCUCCGAUCCGAACAGGGUGAUAACCUCCAUCACAAUAUCGACCGAUGCUCUCCUCCAACCACCUUCGCCGAGACGACCGAGCCGCGCGUUGAAACCGAGCGCGAAAGCUCGCGAAGCCAUGCAAUCGCUCGAGGACGUGGCUACCACGUCGAGGAGAGCGGCGAGCGAGACCACGCGGGCGGUUACGACGCGAGGAGCACGCGCGUCUGGGAUUCUAUAUGGAGCCAACAGCCGGAUCGAGACGGGGAAGUCAGGUAUACAGAUGCUCCUGGAGGCGAUCAACGAACAACGAGACGAAAUGUACCGAAUGAUUACCGAGCAGCGAAACACGAUUGGCGAACUACGCGAGGUGAUUUGCAAGCAGCACGACGCGAUUCAAGAACUACAUCGCCAACUUGCAGACACCAGGACCCAGCUGUCUGAAGAACUGAGACAAGCGCGGGAUCAGAUUGAUACCCUUCAACGCAACCCGGUAGCCAUGGCUUCGUCCCAACCAAGCGCAAGAGGGUCAUACGCCGAAGUCGCUCGCACCCCACCAUCAAGCCAGCCAAGCGGUGUGCGCACCCUCUCCUCGCGAAACACGACGCCUUCAUCCUUUACCGACACGUUGUUCUGUACGAUCGAUACAUCUAGGGUGGAGGAGAAAGAGAAGGGAAACGUCCAGGUGGCGGACAUUAGAAAGGCAAUCGAGACAGAGGCCAGGGCACAGGAAAGCAUGGGAGACUGGCGUUGCGCUGCGGUUGUGAAGGAGGCCCGAAACCCGGACCGAGUCAGAGUAAUUUGCAGGGACGAAGGCGAGGUCCAGCUCGUCAAGGAAGCGGCAGUGAAGAUCAGUGUUCCUGGAGUGCGGGUAUUGAGAGACCAGUUGUACCCGGUGAGGGUAGACAAUGCCAACCGAACAGCGGUCCUCGAUGCGGACGGAAACAUCCUGCCGGGAGCCGCAGAGGAGCUAGGGACAGAGAACGACGUCAACAUUGCGAAGAUUGCCUGGCUCAGCAGGAAGGAUACAAGCAAGGCCUACGGCUCGAUGGUUGUCUACGUGACGAAGGGCAGCGAAGCAAGGCGACUUCUAGACGGGCGUUACUUCCAUCUCGCCGGAGAAUCCGCUUACACGACCGUUUUCGCGCCCCGGGAAGGCCCAACCCAGUGCUACAGAUGCCAGGAGAUCGGCCAUAAGGCCUUCGCCUGCAAAAAGCCGCAAAGAUGCGGAAGGUGUGCGGAACAGGGUCACCACCACAAGACGUGUCAGUCCGUGGUCCUGAAGUGCGUGCUAUGCAGAGGACCACACGAGUCAUUUAGCAAGAACUGUCGGGCUGAUCGAAGGCUCGGUGACGACGGUCCCAAUGAGUCAUCACAACUGGACGAAGCUGAUACCAACGACAAGACGAGAAGCCACGUGGCCAAUUCGGAGCAUGCUAUGGUACGAAGCGAUAUAGAGGUCGAGCAGAUUCCAGUGCCGUUGGCAGACCUCACCGCAGCACGCAUCCGGCUCCCAGACCGGGCAGUGCUGAUGGUGGCAGUGUAUGUGGAGGGUGGUAGUGACGAAGCACUGGAAGAUGCAAUGAGGGAGAUUGACCUAAUGAUUAAGAGGUUUCGAAACGGAACAGGGACGAGAACGGACAUCAUACUGGCGGGCGAUUUCAACCGCCACGACCAGCUUUGGGGAGGGGACGAUGUCUCACCACGGAGACAAGGCGAGGGAGACCGCAUCAUCAACCUCAUGGACGAACACUCCCUCUGCAGCCUCCUCCCAAGAGGCACGAAGACGUGGCAGUCAGGCGACAUUGAGAGCACAAUCGACCUGGUACUGGCCUCUGCAGAACUAGCAGACCAACUACUCAGAUGCACGAUUCACCCCUGCGACCAUGGCUCAGACCACAGAGCAAUCGAGACAGCUUUUGACACCACGGUGGAGGACCGUCCCAGUGAGACGAGGUUCCUCUUCAAGAACGCGCCCUGGGCGGAAAUUAGGACUAGGGUGGCAGCAAACCUCGAACGCAUCCCCUGGGACGGCAAUGUCCAGCAGCAGACGGACAGGCUCAUGGCAGCGGUAACCGAGGCGGUCUACGGCCUGACACCUAAAGCCAAGCCCUCACCAUACGCCAAGCGGUGGCGAGAUCUCGACGUAGGAUUGGGCAAACAGCACCAGAGCUCGAACAACGAGCCAGGAUGGCAGCCAAAGAGUACCACGACGCCAUCCGCAGACAGAAGAGUUCGCAUUGGAACGACUUCCUGGCCCGAUGACGCUAACAUCUGGCAAGCAACGAAGUAUCUGCAAACCGGCAGCGGCACGAUGGGCGAUAAGAUACCCCCGCUCGUCCGACCCGAUGGCUCCAUCACGGAGGGUAAAGCAGAACAAGCGCAGGAGUUACUCACCGCCUUCUUCCCACCUUUGCCAGCGAGAAUCGAAGACGAGGGCCAACGACCUCAACGGGCGCCGGUACACAUGCCAGACCUAACAAUGGAGGAGAUAGAACAAAAGGUCCUGUCCGCUAAGCCAUGGAAGGCGCCCGGGGAAGACGGUCUACCGGCAAUGGUAUGGAGACAGCUCUGGCCAGUGGUCAAAGACAGGGUGCUCCAUUUAUUCCGGACGUCGCUUCGAGACGGCGACAUCCCCAGCCAGUGGAGGAAUGCCAAGAUCAUCCCAUUGAAGAAGCCAGGGAAGAGCGAAUACACUCUAGCCAAGUCCUGGAGACCCAUCUCGCUGCUCUCCACGCUGGGUAAGAUACUGGAGGCAGUCAUUGCGGAGCGUUUAUCCCAUGCUGUGGAGACCUGCGGCCUUCUACCCGCCAACCACUUCGGAGCCAGGAAGAGACGCUCGACCGAACAGGCUCUCCUUCUGCUUCAGGAACACAUCUACAAAGCAUGGAGAGCUAGGAAGGUGCUCAGUUUGAUCAGCUUCGAUGUCAAGGGCGCAUACAAUGGGGUCUUCAAAGACAGGCUUCUCCAGAGGCUCAAGGCAAGAGGGAUACCUGAACCCCUGGUCAAGUGGAUCGACGCCUUCUGCUCCAAGCGCACAGCGACCAUUGCCGUAAACGGGUUCACAUCUGGACGGCAAGAGCUGCCCCAAGCGGGUCUUCCGCAAGGAUCGCCGCUGUCUCCAGUGUUGUUCCUCUUCUUCAACGCCGACCUAGUGCAGCACAAGAUCGACGCGAACGGAGGCGCAAUUGCCUUCGUGGACGACUACACUGCCUGGGUAACGGGCCCGUCAGCGGAGUCGAACCGCACUGGAAUCCAAGCUAUCAUCGACAAAGCCCUUGACUGGGAGAAACGGAGCGGUGCGCAGUUUGAAGGCGAAAAGACAGCCAUCAUACACUUCACGAGGAACAUGGAGCGAUUUUCAGAACAACCGUUCUCGGUCAAAGGCGAAGUGGUCAAACCGAAGGAAAGUGCGAAAAUCCUAGGUGUCGUGAUGGAUCGCGAACUCCGCUACAAGCAGCACAUUGCUAGGACGGCAGCUAAGGGCCUCGCAGCCGCUCUGGCCCUGAAGAGGCUGAAGAUGCUUUCCCCGCGGACAGCGAGACAGCUAUUUGUUGCGACAGUAGCCCCGGUCAUGGACUACGCUGCCAAUGUCUGGAUGCAUGCGUGCGGGGAAAAAGCACUGAGCUGGCUGAACAGGGCGCAGAAGAUCGGGGCCCUGGCCAUCACGGGAGCCUUUCGAACCGCGGCAACAGCCGUGGUGGAAGCUGAAGCGAGCAUCUACCCUGUACGAGAACGACACGUCCAGGCGGCAGCCAGUCUGUGGAUCAACAUCCACACGCUGCCCGGAACGCAUCCCCUUGCCAUGAAGAAAGUCCGGACCACCGUACGAUUCGUAUCUCCGCUGCAGAAAAUUGCCCGCGUGGCUGAAGGAGUACGAGUUGACCGGAUGGAGACAAUCCAGGAAUACGCCGUCCCGCCCUGGGUACCUCGCCUACGACCGACGCUCGAAGCCGAUCGAGGGAAGGCGGCCGAGAUGGUCAACAAAAUUUCGGGAAUCGUGAUCGCAACCAGCUCAUCCGUAAAGAAGGGCAUUGUUGGCAUGGGCGGCCUUGCACGGGAUACUCUCUUCAACAGAACUAGCGAGACUGUGACAAACUAUGCUGUUGUUCUUGGGACAAGGGAAGAGCAGAACCCAUAUACAGCAGAGCUAGCAGCCAUCGCAAUGGCCCUGGAGAAGUUACCGGCUAGCAUCUGCCACAGGCGCAUCACCGUGAUCACUAGGAACCAGUCAGCGCUGGCAGCAGUUGGACAGCCGCGGCAGCAAUCCGGCCAAAGCAUCAUACGGCAAAUUUACGACUUGACCAGGCUGCACCGACAAAGAGGGAACUCGGUCAACUUUCUGUGGAUACCAGCGGAGAUUGACUUCGCGCUGGGGUCAGAUGCCAAGGCAGCAGCCCAGAGAGCGUCGAAGCAAGGACGCACACCCGACUCCCAAAUACCCCAGGCCAAGUCUACCGCGAUGAGGCUGGCAAUGGAAAGACAACGGGCGACAAGAGUUCUACCUGUAAGCGUGGGCAAGUUCUCAAAGGCCAUGGACGCAGCACUACCAGGCAAGCACACGCGCGAUCUCUAUGACAAGCUGAAGCGAAGGGAGGCCUGCGUAUUGGGCGCAGCUCCGAACCGGAAAUGGCGAGACUGA
Messenger RNA from Chaetomium globosum CBS 148.51, 4716 nucleotides. RefSeq lists its product as uncharacterized. The coding region runs from base 1 to 4716 and encodes 1571 amino acids. Lineage: Eukaryota; Fungi; Ascomycota; Sordariomycetes; Sordariales; Chaetomiaceae. The transcript is spliced from 4 exons. Gene Ontology annotation, molecular function: nucleic acid binding; catalytic activity; zinc ion binding. The record is from RefSeq and is a predicted model, not a curated record.